AUGGAAUGCUUCAAGAUCGAAGUCGUCAUCUUCUGGCUCUUCUGCAUGGGGGUGCCGAUCUUCAUGGCAUACAACGGUGGUGCCACUGCUGGCACCGUGGACACGAUCCAGAAGGCUGGUGGAUGGAGUCGGACAGGGCUGGGUCUUCUUGGCGCGAUGGAUAAGAUUGGAAUGACAUUGUCAGCUGGGGUUUGGGGCUAUGUGCUGCAGAUGGUCCCUGCGAAGCUACUCCUCACGACAGGUCUUCUGGUGAACGCUGUCGCGGUCGCUAUCUUUUCAGUAACCAUGAAUUGCUAUGUGAUGUACACGGCAAAGCUCUUGAUCGGCCUGUCUGAGGGACUUCAAUGGGUGUGGAUGCCGCUUUGGGUCGUUAAGUGCGCUACGGCCGAACAGUUGCCGCUGUGGAUCAAUCUGUCCGGCUGCGUGGCAGCCGGUGUCGGCAGUGGCCUGGGCAUAUUAAUUGCCGGCUUCAGCACAGCACAUAGCCUUCCCUAUGCAAUUCCUUUCCAGAUCGAGGCGUGUUUUUUGUUCCUGCUGCUGGCAGCGAUGAUACUGACGCCCGCCAGUGACCUCGCAGUUAGUAGUGCUGAGAAAGGGACGGCAGUCAAAGACGAGAUCGUUCAUUCAGAGAAGCGCCUGCGUGCUAUGUCUGAGAUUUCCAACUCCAAUGUGCCAGACGGAAACUGCGACAACGUGGAAACCAGCCAGCCUUCUACUCCGCGAGCCCGUCCCGGCAAUUUGUUGAACACCAUCAGAAUCGCAGAGGACGUGCCGUUUCAUGAGCAGCUGACCCUACUUUGGCAGAACACGCUGUUCUGCCGGGCAACUGUCGCGUUUGCCACUUCCAACUACAUCAAUGCAGGUCUUGCUUUCAUUUGGAUUCGCCUUUUCAUCCAACUCUGGACAAUGGAGAAGCAGAUUUCGGUUGUAAGCUUCCUGGCGAUAACCGGUGGAGGCGGUGCUAUUGGAAUAGCGCUCAGCAGCAACAUAGAGCAGGGAAACGACAUUCAUCGCAUCCUCAUCUUCCUGCAGAAAGCGAUGGCAGCUUCAUGCUUGGGUGCGCUGAUGACUGUCGCAGGACUGCUUGUGCAGCUGCUUCAGACGGGGUCUCCUGCUUUGGCAACGUUGGCUCUGACCUGGGGCGGCAUCGUUGUGCUUUGCAUGGGCCUUGCUGCAACAACGGGGCUCAUUCAGAUUGUCUGCAACAACUCUGUGGAGAACGAGAAUGUGCGGAGUUUGGGCGUUGGCAUUGUGCAGGGUGCCAACAACUUCAUUGGCAACUCUCUGGGGCCUUUGCUGCCGCAGAUGGUGAUGGACUUGCUUGCCAGAUGUACAGCUGCCAAUGCGGCUCAGGAGCUUUUCUUCGGUGCUGUGAGCAUCGUCGUCGCGGCAUUCCUCGUUUUCGUGUGUGUAACAUGCGCACUUGCAGAGUGCCAGAGUCGUGUCAAAGAGUCACAAGAGAUCCUGCCCAAAGUGAUGGAGGACCAUGCUGAGCAACCUCUCCUCAGCAUCUGCUGCGUGGACCCAACUGUGAUUGACGACAAAGUUGAGCUCUUGGAUGCAGCUUGUGGAAGAACCGCCGGAGGUAGACAGUUGUACUCGCAAGUUGAUGCCGAAGAUUUAUCAAGGGCAUGGGAGCAUCUUCAUUCCAAAGAAUCGAAGGCAGAAGCGGGCGUUCGGCAUCUUCAAGAUACGGAGCAGGAGUCGAUAAUUCCGGAGGACGGAUGGGAGUUCCCAACUGGCACACGCCUGGAGUUCCAAAGCCCGUUGCAGGAUUUUGUCUUUGGCAGCGGGGCAGCCUCUUCGUUUUUGGUCGCGUUGGCCGGUUAUAGGUACAGCAUGAUCGCAGUUAGCGUGCCUUCCGAGUUUGCUUUUGGCAUUGAUCACCAAGAGGCAACGGGCGAGCUGCAGUAUUUGAGGCUGUCCCUGCAAUCCUACGCAGUUCCCAUGGCAUUCGUGCGGAAUUCGUCGUUCGAGUCCACAUAUGGACCAUCUGCCCUGGCUGACGGGAGGCUGUUGAGAUUGAGUUCGCAAACAGCCGAUGACACGGUCCUGGGAGCAGUGACCAUUUUCCCGCAUUUGACCUUCAUGAAUGGUGGGUACUACAAGGUAUGUUACAGCCCAGAUGGGAGCAUGACAGGCAACGAGCUUCUGAAUACCAUCAUUCCAGUGGAUAUACGAGUCAUAGGAGUCGCAUCAGCAUGCCUGGGAAGUGGGUGUAUCGCAGAAGAGCGCUGGGAUUGCUACGUCUCAUAUUUCGGAGAGGAUACGAGCAAUUGCUUGAUCGACUUCCGUGCUUUUGGGGGUGGCCGGGAGGGUUGGACGGUCGAAGCAGGUUCUUCCAGCAAAUCGUCGUGGACAGCAGCUUGGGAUCGAGACACCUUCCUUUUUGGGAACUUCAUCCCUGCACCCCCGAAGCGCUGCUCUGAUGUGGUGACUGCAGAGUACAUCAUGCCUGAAACAGCUAUCUUUACGGACUUCACCUGGGCACCUCCGACCGGCAUGGGCUUCAUUACCGACGCGUUCACAGCACUGGAGAUGCCCGCAAUCCGCAGAGAAGUUGCCACAGACGGCUACACCAUGUCAGUGUGCUACUGCCCCAGUUAUGAUGGUCCCGUUGAUGCCACGAACGACCCGUGCGACCAUGCCAGCGAGUUCAUCCAGCAAAUUGGCGUGCUGUAUUACUGGCUAUUAAGGGUCUGUGACGUUGGUGGGACUGCAUCCUGUGGUGUUGUGGCAGAGCCCUUCCUGCGUGUGCUGCCGCAGCAGCCCUUUGCCUUGCGCUUGCAGUGCCCUCCGGGUGGCACCUCUUGCUUGGGAAGGUCGGAGAACAGAAUCAAGUUCAUUCCUGGCACCUGUUCCGUCUGCGCGAUGGGUGAAGCAAUCAACAACUUGCCAAUCUGGGAUCAAAACUCGCGCUGCCGUGCUGGGGAUUCGGUCAGCGAGCAGCUGUUCUUCGACCCUCCGCAGUAUGACGAAAAUGGGGUUGAAGUAGAUCGCGCCACAUAUCGUUACGGAGGCGACAGGCGCGACUUCAAAUUCUGGGAUGACCCGAGCCUUCUAGGAAGGUUGCCCAUGAGCGAGCAGGUGCAAGUUUGCUACUGUGACGCAGAAUGUUGGAACUUCUACAAUUACUUCGAAGUGGGUCGAAUCCGAUUUGCGGACGUGGCAGGUGUGGCAAGGUGGUCCAAGCCCUUUGAGCAGUUCCAACUCAUCCAGCCGAUUGAGACAGUGGAAUAUGUUACCAAGCCCGGUGGCCUCACGCUUUUCGGCGGAAUUCGCUCAAACAUAUCAGAAGGCGUGCAUCCUUACGAUAGCUUGGCCUGGCGACGGAAGACCGCGCUGAAACUCCUUGCCUUCGACAAUUCGGCAGUCUACGAACGCCCUGACGGUUCCAUGGUCACAAUGGAAGAGUUUUGGAAUCUAGACCGGGAGCACACCGCAAAGGGCAGAAGGGGAUUGGAUGACUCCUGCGCCAACAACCUCACCGACGAAGCAACGAUCAACGGGCCCAAUUCAGAAGAAAACGCGAAGCAGUUCAUGGCUUGGGUUGGUCCAGAACCCUCGCAGUACUUGCCUUUCACAGGUUUAGAAAAUGAUCAGACCUUCUUCUUUUUGCAAGCCGGUACAUAUGCAGUCUGCUACUGCGCUUUCCUAGACGGCGAGGAUAACUGCGCAGACACGAACGAUUACAUAUGGGCUGCAAAGAUAAUGGUGAAGGGUACCCGAACGGGCCAAGUUGUGCAGCUCCCAACCAAUUUCAUAGUUCGGAUUGACUUGGACGGCUGGGGCUUUACAACACAGGACUCACUUCGGUUGAUUACGAUGACACAGUCCUGUUUUGAGAACGCCAACAAUCCCGGAGGCGUCCUCGAUACGUACCGAUUGCGCUGUCCAGGUGUUGAUGGCCUGUCGUGUCGCUUCCCUCGUGGCGAGGAAAAUAUCCCUGUGUUCCUGGUAUCCUCAGAAAUGACUGGGUUUUACAUUGAGAGUAUUCUUCUGGAAGAAAGCAGGACAAUCUUGGUGUUCAGUGGGGAUGUGACUUCAGAGCUGUUGGAUGGCGAUGCGAUCACGCUAGACGAAGCAACAAUUCUGGUUAACGGCCGUGGGCAAGCUAUGUGGACAGAGCCGGAGCGGUACCUCGUCUCCAAAAUCUCAGGGUACUACAACUUCGCAGACGAACCCGACAAAAGCCGAAUGUUGUGGAAUCGUAUCUCGUUUCUGGAUGCGGCUCCGGGAUCUGGGCAAGUAUACGAGACCAAUAAGCUCAGCAUUCCAGUGGGCUGGCCGGAAGGAGCAGACAAGCCUGUCUUCACUUUCGUGAACGGCAAAGGUGGCUGGCAUCGGCGGAAUCGGCUGCAGACGAACCAGGAGAUCAAGGCAGAAGCGGCGGCGGACUUGAGAAUCUGCUGGGCCGCGUCUGAUGGUGGCUCGCAGGAGUAUUACAGCCAAUCCGGCGUCCUGACCUUUCGCCAUCCUGCCCCCAUGGCGGAUGCGGGCAUAUAUUUCACGAGCUUGGUGAGUGGGGUUGAGGCUCCAGUCAUUAUAUCCUUCUCACCCACCAGAGGCAAGCAGGACUACUUGCGAAACACCGCCAUCGUCCUCCGAAUCCUUCUGAGGGAAAUCCCUAGUGUGAUUCUACCGCUGAAGACCAGUCGAACAGGUUUUGCAGGUGCAGAGAUGGAGGACAAUGAGACGGUGUCGGCUGAAGGCUUGAGUCAGGCUGUUUGCGGGAGCUUGUUUCUUGAAAUGUGGACGAACGAUGAAGCUGGAUUUCCACUGCCGCGUGGGUGCUACUAUGGCCCACUCUACACAGAUGCGCCGCAGGUUGGUGGAAAUGCUGAAGCAUCAUAUCGAGAAUAUUUUAUCGAGUUUGACCCCAAGCAUGCUUUGAAGGAGGAAUGUUCUGGUCCAAAUGGUCAGUCAAGCUGCGUAUACCAACUGGUGCUGAACAUGAGAAUACUGUAUGAUGAGUUUAUACUUGGACGCGAACUUAUCAGCCUCUACACAACCUGUGCGGGCAAAGCUGGGUACGCAACCAUUUGUGGACCACGGUACAGCGUGAUCGAGUAUGGACAGGUCAUUCCAAGGAGUCGGGUCCACCUGCCGACGCCCAACACCACCAAGCUUGGCCGUGCAGAGCUUCUGCCGCUGGAACGGGCAAAUGCCGUGGGUGCUAGAGGUUUGCGACCAGAAGUGCAAGACGCCUGGGAAGAUGUGCUGUCUCUGGAGGCGACAGGGACAGUGACUGGUGAGACUGGCCCCGGGUUGGAAUUCCCGGUGCUGUCCUUGGGCUUUCGUGCUUGGCCGCUGGAGCCAGAAUUUCCGCUGCAGACAAGUGGCCGCUUCCGGCUGAUCUUUCAGCCCUUGACGCUUUGGAGGCUGACGGACUUCUCUGGCCAGCCUUGCAAUGCGACUUGCACGGCUGCUCCAGACUUGAGCUGUGUGGAUGUGCGUGGCCUUCCAGUGGCACCUUGCGAGGUGAGGGCAUUGGUGGAUUCGACCGGCGCGAGCGGUUCGAUGCAGCAGAACGUCAUCGAGUUUGGGUUCCCAAAUGCAAUGGAUGAGAUCCCAGAAGAUCGAUUUGACGAGGCCCACCUGAUUGCUCUGCAUGGGCUUCGCAUUCCCAGGGAAGGAUUCUUUACAAUCUGCAUGCUGGUGCAGUAUUUUGACCUACCAGAUGUGCCACCCUCCAUGGUGGAAGUCAUGCCCUGUGCAAAGAAAGCGCCAACAUCCGGAGCCACUUCUGGAAGAAUUUUAGUGGAAGGCCAGGCUGGCAACGGCCCUAAGCCGUUUGCGUUCAAUAGGGACAAUGAGCUGAUUCUCCGCCUUAUUCUUGGCGCCACGCUACGCAAUCUGCCCAGCAGCGACGUGAAGAUGGACGAGAAUGAAACCGAAGUUCUGGUACCUGCGGAAAUUCAAGUUCAGCUGCCGCCUGGCUAUGAAUGCAAUGUGGUUGGCAAUGGGACAGCAGAUCCUGAUGGCAACAAGAGUUUCUUUACGCAAGACCUGAACAACGAUGGCUAUCCAGACAAUCCCAUGGCAACCGUCCUCAGUGGUACAUGGUCGUCGAGAGGGGCUGUUUGCACAUUUACGUUGCAGGGCACGGCAGCCCUUUUUGCGAAUCAAUUUGUUGAUGUGCGAGUUUCCGUCGUGAAUCCUCGGCUGCCCCUGCGUAAAGACGACCCUUCAAAUGUCUGGAGCAUCAGUCUAAUCGCGCCCGAUGGUGAUAACCUUGGCGGCGCUGCACCGUUUAUUUCACUUGAAGAGGAGAAGUCGCUUCCUGGAUGGGCGGGAAAUCUUGCCGUACUUGGCAGGCUCCAGGGCGAGUCUAUUCAACCAUUGAACCUGAGCGAAGGCGGCAAUAACACCUUAAAUGUUUUUGUCCAAAUGACCCAAGCCAUGCCUGUCAAUUCUUAUCUAGUCCUGGAUUCGCCACCGGGAUAUGACUUCACGGCAGUAUGCACGGUUGGAGACCUGGAGCCAGCCUACUACCAGGACUGGGAAGCCCUUCCCUGGGGCACGGAAACAAUCGGACCUCGCGCCACAACCAGCUCUCUUGGGCAAGAUGUCAACUGCACGACGGAUGACUGGCAGAGGCCAGCAGACAUUCCUCUUGCGACAGCCCCAUUCACACGGGCCUUCCUUCGAAUCGGGCGAACACUGCUGCUGGGAAAGUAUUAUGCUUUUCAAAUAAGUAUUAUAAAUGCUGCGGGCUGGAACAUCACGCAACAUUCCGAAUGGCGACUCUGGCUCCAAAGUCCACAAGGAUAUAUGGUUGAUGGCUCCACGUAUCCCGUGCAGUUCAAUGCAGCCCGUAUUGAUACUCUGCCCAUAUUGCCACACAACCAGGGCUGGGCCGUUUACGAUUCUGGGAUGAAGCUGCCCCUCUCCUUCAAUUUCGGGGCCGCCCGAUUGUUGCCUACGGUUGUUUUCGAAAUGAGCGCCUUUCUCACAGUGUACCCUCUGACGCCGUCGACUGAUGGACAGCCAAUGCACGUUCGCGUGCUAGCUCCUGUGGGGUAUGUCUGGAUCCCACAUGCAGAGCACGGAUGGCUUGGCUAUGUUCCGAACGUUACCUGCCGCUUCUGCAAUCUUUACGUCACACCAGAGGUGAGGUUUGAGAACGAGCUCCUGUUGCCGGAGCUGAUCAUGCGACUCAACCAAAACUUCGGCUUCGUGGUGCGCCUGAAGGUGCCAAUGAGGCCUCCAACGAGGUCCACGAACGCCUUCUUCUUGGAGAUGGGCUACAACCCUGGAGACUUCAACCUGGACCGCAUGCAGGCAGGCGCCUUUCCUGCACCGCCCCUGCGAGUGGUCCACGACGUGAGCGUUGCAUCUUUGUGCAAUGUGGCGGGCUUCGCGGAAAAUGUCCUUGACUUCAGCCUCCGGACUGCUUCACCACUUGUGGAGAACGAUGGCUUCAUCUUUGCAGGUGAUGAACUUACCCGCGGGGCUGCCCUUCGUUGCUGGCCGGAGGUCUUGCCAGGGAUGCUCGGCAUUACUCCCGAGAAUGGACACUGUUUGAUUUUUGAGCAUGAGACCAGCCUACUGCCCAUGAUCAAGCUCUGGCUGAAAGAGGGGCAGCUUCCAGCGGGAGAAUAUGGUUUUCGGUUCAGGCUCUCGCGCAACCCUGCACAUCCUGCGACGAAGAUGGCUUACUGGAAUUUGGCAACAUUCAGUGCAUUGGACAUCUACCCGAAACACCAGGUUCUGGACGUUGGGAAAGAUACGCCGAGCUCGCAAACCUUGGGACUUUUGCCUGAGGCAGGACUUCUACAGCCUCCCGACUAUGACGCACCUUCGUUCGGGCGCAACGAUCAGCCCUUGACCGUGAACACGCUCACCUUCUUUUUCUGCAUAGACAAAGCUCCGCAGUAUGCCGUCAGUGUCGAGACUUUUCCACUGGCCCUGCGGGGGCCUUCGGGUUUUAACUUUCUAGAGGACUGCUCCGGUGGCCUAAGAGGUCUCUCGAGCCAGGGCGAAAAUACCAGGUUCCCUUGUGGGACAGAAACUUUCGCUUCGCAACCUUGGUGCCCAGCACAGUUGUCUGCUUGGCCAGAGCACCUCCACCCGGUAGCAUGCCUUGGGUUGCAGCACACUGCACGCAUCUCGAUUCCAAACAGCUUGUAUGUGUCUGAGUUGCUGCCCGAGACCCAGAUCUCCGGGUUUCGAGAUGGAGCAUGUUAUGGCUUUGAGAUCCAAGCUCUCAAUCCAGAGCUUCCUCCCAAAGAUAAUUCGUGGGCCAUGGACUUCGGCGUGGAGGCAUCAAAGCCUUUCCAGUCGGUGCAGAUACGGACAUUUGUGCCGGGUGUGACCCACCUGCAGCUGGCCACCGGGGUGGCUUCACACACGUGGUGGACUGCUGUGCCGGAUCAAUUUCUGUCCUUUCGGAUCGAUUUCAUGCCGUACACCACAGUUCCGGCGCCAAGAAUGCGACAACGCAGGCUUCAGAGUGGCAGCGAUCCUUUGUUGCCAGAUGCGGAGGAUGGCAGUGUUAUGGUCUUCGCGUCUGCGGGAUUCGAGUUUGCCAAGCUGGACUUUGACGUUUGUGCCAAUCCAUCUCUGCAGGUGAAGGGGCGAGAUCCAUGGAACCUUGACGCGCUGUACACCGCACUGGAUGCACUGUGUCGCGUUGGGGAUGAAGCCGGAGUGCCAUCAGUGGAGGGAGGUGGAGACGCCCCCGUAUCGAUGAUCUUUGUCCUCAUCGGUCGCAAAGCCAUUGUCGAGGGAGUGGCAUAUACGUUGGAGGGCCGGGUGCGAAAUCCAUCAGUCCCAACAUGGCCUGGCUCUGCGCAGUGGCGCAUUGAAACCCGCAAACGCUUCAUCGCGACGGGUCAGCGGGUUGCAUUGGACAAGCUCUAUCUCGAGAGUAUCCCGAUAUUGAAGCCUGUGCAAUCGUUUCAGGUGGUGAAUAGCGCGCUGGAAUAUGAAGCCAGUACAAUCGUCUUUGGGGUUGGAAUCUCAACCAUGUUUGCAGAUUCUCUCCAACUGGGCGAUGCCAUAGAGAUCAGUGCUCCACCGGGCGUGGAAUUGCGAGAGUCUUUGGGCAACUCCAGUCACCCAAACGCCAGUCGGGGGAGAUGUUUGGACUUCAGGUGGCCCAGUACAUUCAGACCUUUGAGAGAGGAUGUGGAGCCUGAAUGCCGAUGCAGCCAGGGGGACGAGCUCCAGUGCUUCUUGAUUGUCAACGUUUCUCACGUGGGAGCCGACCCUGUGCUUGAGCAUGAGACCGAAAUGAGCUUCACCAUAUCCGUGAUCAACUCCGCCACAACACGAGAUCCAGUGAGGGGCUGGUGGAAGAUGGCCCACUGGGCACCCGACAACAGGCUUCUCUCGGCUGGCUCUGUGCCCAGUUGGCCGGUGUAUGGCCAGCUCAACAACUUGACGGCCGUCAUCUCAGGCUGGAGGAAGCGUGCUGGAUCCCAGAGCGACAUCACCAUCACUUUCAUUCCUACAAUCUGGGGCAGCACGAUGGAAAUCAAUAUCCACACUCCGCAGGGCUUCAACUUUGAGUUUGUCAGGCCGGGAGCACCACUUCUCCGAGAUGAGCGAACGCAGGGCAGCCGCGUGAUAUUGAACAACGGGGACUUCCGCCCGAACGAGAAGGCUGAGGUCUUCUUGGGCGAGGCCCUUCUUGGUCUCGGAGGUGGACCAACUCGGAUCAGUUUGGCCUUGUACACAGAUGCCAUGAUGAGCACAGAAGUUGCAAGGAGAGUCAACUUCUUCCAGGGUUUCGUGCAGCCUGCAAGUGUGUCACUACAUUCGCAGCUGCUGCUCAGCGAAACAGUGGUUCGCCACUACACAGGUGAGAUCCAUGACUCUGUGACGCCUCUUCUUCCGCCAUUUGCGCUUCAACUGUCACGCAUCGAGUUCUUCUUCGUACUUUCGCACUAUGUUAUGGCGGGCGAUGUGCUUGUGAUCCGAAGCGUGGUGCCGUACGGCGUAGUCGCCCAUGAGCCCAUGAACGAGGAGGGUUAUGAACCACGGAUGGAUCUCUGCAACGGUCCCGAUACAGGCGCAGACAGCAUGGGCAAUUGGAAUUGCAGCGACAUUGUCAGCAUGAACUACUCUCAGAUGUCGCUUAUUCGGGACAACUUUAACAUCCCAAUUGGUCUCAGAAUGACCCUGCUACCUGUGAGUUCACGCUACAUUCUGGACCGGUCGGCAGUGGAGGAGAUAUCAUACCUCACGGAUGGCAAGCGGAACCUGGCGCUCGAGGCAAACAGAAACUACCGCAUGCGGAUUUGGCUCCUUCCGUCCAUGUCGCCGACACAGUGGUUCAUUUCGACUGAGGACACCUCUGGGUUCGUAACCAGCUCAAACGAUGGAGAGACAGCAGCUGUCAGAGCAGUACCCGAAAUGGCCGUCACUUUGACGCCCGAAGUGGAGCGCAAUCCUCCCCUAUCUGCCGUCUACAUCACCAUUACCGUCAAGGCUGGAGUGGGACAAUUGCCUUUCCAACGGCUUUUGGUCAUCCUCCCUUAUGGCUUUGUGCCGUUGGGGGCCAUAGCUCCGACGAAUGCACGUGCACUGGUGGAGCUGGAUCUGCGCCAGAUUACCGACCCGCUUUCGGAUGAGAUGUCGUAUCGGUUUCGGGUGACAACCCCACGCAGAACCAAUCUCGAUCCUCGGUGGUUUGUUUUGGCCCGCAGCCUGGAAGUUGACGAAAUUACAGGGCAGCAAUCUGACCAGAUUGUCGGCUGGGGCUCCGUGCCUGGCUUUGGUGUGGCAGGCUGCUUUGUGGAAGCCAGGUAUGGUGCCCUGCCGCGGUACACCGGCUGGAUGUCCUUGACAUGGAAGGCUCCAAGCAUCGCCGGUGCCAGAUAUGCUUUAUUCACUGCACCAGCUGACUUUCGUGUCAACUGCCCGCCGCUGACCCAGGCGGCGCAGCCAUGUGAGCCCUUCCAGCUGGCAGAGGCAAUGCCGCCCAACUUACGCGAGCUGCCAGUCGCACGCACAUUGAAUUUGACAAUGGAGAGUGGAGCACCAGAGGGGCAAGACCUGGUGUUCUUCAUGAUGUUGCUCAUCGAAACGCCCCUGGUGCUUGGCAGCCUCGCUCCCUGGGAGCUCCGACUUCUGGACGAGGUCUUUGUGGUUGUUGAUGCGGCCCUGGAGAUCCCGUCGCUCAUGUUCGCGCCAGACCUCCAAGCUGAGAAUCCAACCCUCACCUGGCUGACAACUCCGCAGUACGGCGAGGCAGCCACUGCGGCCAUACAGGUGGUCAUAACCCGUCGGAUUCGGACGCUCCGGAUGCUAGUUUUCUUGUUGCCCGAGGGCUAUCGCCAUGACAUCCAGCACAAGAACCAGUUUGCCAAUAUCAACAAGAACUUUCCAGUGGCGAUCGAGAGGGAGUGGCGGGAUUGGAGCAACUUUCGCUGGGUUCGAAUCUACAUCGAGCCUACAACCGUUGCCUCGGGAACAUUUCAGUGGAAUUUUCCAGUGGUCGUCUCAACUUCGGCACCGAUCAAUACCGAGUGGUAUGUGCUUCUCUGCGGUGACUAUGACUGCCAGACCUUCAGCGAUCCUUCAGUGAUGGCAAUGUUUCCCGUGCCGGACUUCCAACCCAAGAUACCAGCCAGAUCGCCUGCAACAUGGAUCACGACUUCACAAGCUCCGCCGAUGGGAAAGUUGAAUAUGGUGGCCCUGCUUUGUGGCGGCGCGCUGGUAGUGAUGCUCCGGUAA
This is a messenger RNA of Symbiodinium natans, 11685 nucleotides long. The record is from the annotation of a GenBank genome assembly. Lineage: Eukaryota; Dinophyceae; Suessiales; Symbiodiniaceae.